GUAAAUUGAAAUUAUAAUUUUUUAGUGCUAGAUAAUAAUGGCGGAGCAUUCAGUUAUCAAAAUGCCGUUAAUAUGUAUCGAUGCAAGUAAAAACAGUAUGGCAGCAUUUGAAUGGUUUUUAGAAAAUGCUUUCAAAGAAGGAGAUACAAUUGGUCUUGUACACGUUCAUGUUCCACCAGAUCUUCCUUCUCUAGGACUUUUUGGUAGGUUUGGUGGUGGAUUGGGUGCUAUGGAGCUGUACAAAGAAUCUUUACAAGAAAGCAUCGAUGCAAGUAAAGCAACAAUUGCAAAGUAUAAAGACAUUUGCAAAAACAAAGAGAUAAAGUUUAAAGCGUUUGUGGAGUCAGUGGACGAUUCUAUUGGUCACACUAUAUGUAAAAUUGCUAAGGAGAAUAACAUGGCUUUUAUUGUUAUUGGGCAGCGUGGUCUGGGUACCUUUAGACGCACGUUUUUUGGUAGUGUUAGUGAAUAUGUUCUUCAUCAUUCGCAUCACCCUGUUAUUGUUGUGCCGCUAGAAAAUCGGGAGGAAAAGCAAUAAACCAAAAUUUUAAUUCUUUUUCUGUUAUAAUACCGAAAAAAGGAAAAUAUGAUAUUUGUAAUUGCAAUCGAAUUUUAACAAGAUUUUUUAAUAUUAUUGUAAGGAUUUUGUUUUUUAACUUAUUUUAUGCUUAGAAUAAAUUGUACAACAGUAUAUUAUAAAAAAUAAAAUAUAUUGACAA
Molecule: messenger RNA, 719 nt
Organism: Hydractinia symbiolongicarpus
Lineage: Eukaryota; Metazoa; Cnidaria; Hydrozoa; Anthoathecata; Hydractiniidae
Product: universal stress protein Slr1101-like
Exons: 4
Coding region: 38-538 (166 amino acids)
Source: RefSeq, a predicted model, not a curated record